AUGGGCUCCCUCGGAAACGAACAAUGCCCAUUGCCAGAAUGUGUGCAAUCGAUACAUGCUCCCUCGGUCAUGCAGGAGGAGAUGAUAUUAUCUACACUCGCUGACCCUUCCCACGAAUCCUAUUUUGAAACCUACCAUUUCCGCACCCCCGCGAUCUUGAGCCCAGACCAGCUCAAUCGAGCAAUUCAGGCAGUAGCAAGGAAGCAUGCGGUACUGCGAUCUGUCUUUGUUCAUGAAAGCCAUUCAUCAACAAAUGUACGAAUUGCGGUGCUGGAUGAGACAUACGUCCUCCAACGGGCGAGACUACUCAGCCUGGAGCCUAUCGACGAGGGGAAUCAUUUCGGUAUUCUUGAACUUGAAGCCAUAGGAACAGAUGGGUGGGAUGGAGUUAUGCCGUGGAAGUUCUCAUUGACUGUCUGUCAGCAAAAGCAAGACUCUUAUAUCACCCUGAUGUAUCAUCAUGCACUGCUCGAUGGGUGGUCGGCGAGGGCUCUUCUAGAACUGGUUCAGGAAGAGAUGCAGAUCUGUGGAGCUCCUUCAAAGGGGUCUGAUUUUUUUUCUUUAGCACGACAGUUUCAAGAGCACGAUUGGCGGCAGGAUGAGACAUUACUCCGCGAGCGACUGGGGAAGAUUGAGACAUCGCCCAUACUCAGCCCUGGGCCAGCUCAGAAUGGUGAUCUACGGGUGGGGGAGGUGACUCGUGAAGUUUCUAUGACUUCUGAUAUCAGUUUACCGGAUCGACCAGCUUUUCCUGCACGGCUUGUUCGUGUCGCUCUUGCUAUGGCAAUGUGUGUUUUUAGGAAUAGUGAUGACACCUUAUUCCUGGAAAUCACUUCCGCUCGAAGCCGACUAUUUCCUUCCGACCAGCAAGUAAUGGGACCGGUAUUGACCCCUCAGGUGCGAAAUAUUCACUUGAAGAAAAAGACGAAGCUCGGAGAGUGUGCGCAGCUCUUGCGUUCAUCCCAAGACCCCAAACAUAACUUCAGUGUUAGCCAGCUGAAGUCCUUUUUACCCGAGAGCAGCAGGGACCUCGACGUCUGUCUAGUCUGCCAAACAAAUCAAUCAUAUCCUUCGAAUGGUGUCAAUAACUGGGAGUGGACUGGGGGAAAAGCGCAGAACGACCUCCCCUUUAUUGUAGAGAUUUUACCCCCAAGGGAAGGAGGGUUCCUUGUCAAGAUACGAUACCACCAGCACCGGUUCGACAAGCAAUUUGCCUCCUCCUUUCUUGAGUUCCUUUGCCAAACCUUAACGUGGAUGCAAGCCACUGGCGAUAGCAUUGACCACCAGACAUUUGCCACAGCUGUAUCGGAAAUAUGUCGCGAGGGAGAUUACAGACAACAUUACCUGGCGUUGAGCCCGAAGGCCUUGACGGGUGACCCUGCUAGAGCGCACAACCUGAUUGAACAAGCCGCUAGCAAGUGGCCCAAUAAGAUCGCCUUGGAAGCGGAGCAUAGUCAGUUUAUGACAUACGCUGAACUUUCUAACGCGAGUAGUAGAGUGGCCAAAGGCCUGCAGAACUGCCUUUCCCGCGACUCGGCAAACCAACCACUUGUCCCCAUCUGUUUUGACAAAAGUGUAGAUAUGGUAAUUGCUAUUCUGGCAGUCCUCAAGGCGGGCGGUGCGUAUGUGCCAUUAGACCCUUCCCAGCCCAGGGAGCGGCUUGCAAGUAUACUAAGCGCCUGCCAUGCCACUGUGGUCAUUGCAGGCCAGACAGAUCUCCAGGAUAUUCUGCACUCAACAUGCAGUGAGCUGGGAAUCCUGGUGACUUCUAUUGAGAGCCUUUCCGAGCAGGAUAAUUCCACCGCUGAAUUAUCUGGGCCGGAGCACCUGUCUCCAUCGUCUCUGGCAUAUGUACUGUUCACAUCCGGGUCUACGGGUACUCCAAAAGGAGUCAUGGUGGAACACAGAAACCUAGUUGCAUUCAUGAAAGCUGGAGAGGGAAAUGCAGAUGGGACAUGGACAUCGACUCGACUGCAGCUGGCCGCGUACAGUUUUGACGCAUCCAUUGGAGAUAUCUUCGCUAAUCUAUACCGCGGUGGCCGUCUAGCCCUGGUCCAGCGCAACAGAAUGCUUUCAAAUUUGAAUCACUGGCUGGAGGAGCUGUUGGUUACUCAUCUUGCAUUGACUCCAACGAUUGGUGAUCUUAUCAUUUCGCAUGUACCUGCCCGGUUGCAGGUGCUUAUGUUUGGUGGUGAGCCUUUCCACCAGAGCUUUCUGGACCAGGCCCCAGCCGAAGCAAGAAUCUGGAAUACCUGUGGUCCUACUGAAACCGUUGUGGAUGUUGCCUGCUGCGUACUGCAGAAGGGGGAGACAAAUGCGCCCAUUGGUCGACCCUUCGGCCAGUGCCAAAUCUAUAUAUUACAGCACGGAAGUAGCGAUACAGCGGUUCCUCCGAAUGCGAUCGGAGAAAUAUGUGUCGCUGGCCCUCAGGUUUCACGCGGCUAUCUAGGGCAGCCUGAUGUGACAAACCAUGUGUUUGUCACGGACCCAUUUCGUCCAUCGCAAAGGAUGUAUCGCACUGGUGAUUUAGGACGCCUCAAUCACAGAGGUAUGUUGGAACAUCUCGGGCGAGCCGAUGGCCAGGUCAAGCUGCGCGGACUGCGAGUGGAAACCGGUGAAGUCGAGGUGACAAUCCGGCAGUCCUCUUCUCUCAUCGCACAGAUAUCUGUCAGUGUCGACCACCUCGAAGGUUACGAUCGCGAGGCUCUCAUUACCUGGCUCGUUCCACAAGACAGCAGAAGUGUGCAAGACAUCGAACUUGCAUACAAGGAAGAGAUACUACCUUCUUGCCAACGGCGGUUGGUACCAUACAUGAUUCCAGAAGUGUGGAUCAUACUUCCAUAUCUUCCCCUUACAAUUAGCGGCAAGCUGAAUAGGGGCACUCUAUCUGCGUGGAUGAAAAGUAUUGCAACCGGCGGUACCCUUGAAGGUUUCCAUGUACUAGAGGCGCCAUGGAAAACACGAGGAAAAACAAAUCGGCUGCCAACAAGCCCGGCGGAAAGGCUCAUAGUGGCAACCUGCGCAAACGUACUAGGCGCAACACCUCAUGUCGUCUCCCUGGGCUCCACCUUCCUAUCUCUUGGUGGUAAUUCUCUCUUGGCAAUGCGUCUUUUGGCCGCAUUGCGACAAGAGGGGAUGAUUUGUUCCUUACGGGACCUGCUUGGCCCCAUGAAUCUUGGUGAUGUAGCAAGGGCUAUGUCUCCGUCCAGUAGCCCAGAAAGAUAUAUCACAAAUGUGUUUUACCAUGAGGACAGUUGGGAACAGAUCGUCGCUGACUCCAACAUUCCUGUUGACAUGGUUCAGACCAUUUAUCCAUGCACCCCACAGCAAGAAGGUCUUAUCCAGAGUAACCUUACCGGGGACACGUCCGCAUACUUCGCCACUAUUACCGUACAUCUAGGAAGUACGACAGACCUGAACACGUUUCACGCAGCCUGGAAACAAUUGAUAUUUGAUUGUGAUAUCUUGAGGACCGUCUUUGUAUCAUCCUCGGAAGUACAACAUCCGCUAGUCAGUGGGUCCAACAUUCUUCAGGUCGUUCUGAAUCAAUCCGCCGAGGACGUGAGACGAGUGGCUAGCCUGAAUAACGGGGAUAUCGCCUUCAAAUUCGGAGUAGUCCCUCUGUCAGCGGGAAUCAGCCAGGGAUCUGUCAAUGAUCCUCUCAAGCUAACUAUCAAGAUCCACCAUGCUUUAUAUGAUGAAGCAUUGCUUUCUAGAAUUGUAUCGGAGCUUUCCAUCAUUUACGAAGCGCUGGAAACGGGAAGCCCACAGGCUGCCCUUCCCCCUAGUCAGCCGUUUUCCGCGUUUGUAGAGUCCCUCUGGAGUGAAGAUUUGGAGGCAUCAAAGAGAUUCUGGAAGGACUACAUGCACGAAAUGGUACCCCCCAGUUGGCCUGUCGCAAAUGGAAUUCGAAGGACACGAGAAGGAAAGGAUCAGCACACAGAGACCAGCGUGUCCAAAACAUGGACGGGAAACAUCAUUGCUUUGAGCCAGAGGGUUCAGGCAACCCCUGCAUCGAUUGCACGUGGUGCAUUGGCUCUAGCAUUGGCUCUAUACUCUCAAACAGACGACGUGGUGUUUGGCGAAGUGUCCAGUGGCCGAUCCGAUCAUGACCUUUUUACCCUCGGGCCCUGCCUCGCCACACACCCUGUCCGCAUCCAGAUUGAUCGGAAAUCGUCAUCUUGGGUGCCGAAGCUUGUGGCUCAGGCCAUGGAAUCCUAUCUAGCUACAAUACCUUAUCACCAUUAUGGAUUAGCCAACAUCCACCGAGAAAUGGCAGAUCCAGAUCUAAUGGCCUUCCAGGUUCUAUAUGCCCACCAAGAGGCAUUUGUAGAGUAUACGUCUGCUACUCGUUUCCAUGUGGAGUCGGCUAGGUUGCAAAAUCUUGGAUUUCCCCUCAUACUAGAAUCAAGAUGCCAUAACGAGACGGGUGAGCUGGCUUUUGAAUGCACGUUUGACCGGCGAUACCUUGGUGAUGACGACGUCAACUGGUUUCUGGGAUCCCUAUGUCGCACGCUCGACAUGCUCUCAGCCGCUGGGGAUGAACUUUCAGACCCAGCAAUGCUCAUGACAGAUUUCAUGGACGAGGAUAUGAGACGAAAUAUGAAAGAAUGGUCCACAAAACAGACCCCAUUCCGCUUAACGUCCACAGGGAAAGCGAAACUCUGCGUGCACGAGCUCUUCGAAAUACAGGUCGCUUCUACCCCACAGAAGAUCGCCCUUCAAGUGAAUCAGUCCGAGUUCAUUUCAUACAAUGCGUUGAAUAAGCGAUGUAACGAGCUGUCCAACGCGCUGGUGAACUGGCUAGACAGCCUCAUGCUUGAGCAAUCACAAGACCAACAGAUUGUCGCCCUCUGCUUCAACAAUGCCGCCGAUAUGGUCAUUGCUAUGAUUGCUGUACUAAAAGCAGGUGCAGCAUAUCUACCAAUAGACCAAAACCACCCACAGGCUCGCAUCGAGCAAAUCCUCUCCUUAUCGGGUGCAAGAGUGAUGCUGGGCGAUGGUGAAUCUGGGACGGUGGAAAAGCUUCAGGCCGCCAGCAAGCAGGGGAAAUCUGCACUUCUUAGCAUCGAGAGGCUUCUAGCUUUGCAUGGAGAGCAGAAAAUGAGGAAACCCUCGUUCAGGCCUACUCCGGCAUCUCUGGCCUAUGUGAUUUUCACGUCUGGAUCGACGGGAAAACCAAAAGGAGUGAUGGUCGAACACGGCAACCUAGCGGCUUUCAUGGAGGCGAAUGAGCCGGAGGCCGUAGGAACUUGGACUUCGGCACGGCUGCAGCUCGCAACAGGCACUUUUGACGCAGCCACAGGGGAAACAUUUGGCACGCUAGGAUGUGGUGGGCGGCUGAUCAUCGGGCAAACCCAUGAACUUCUGGCCGCUCUGCCCGACUGGCUAGAAAGAACCAAUAUAACCCACCUCUUUAUCACGCCUCGCGUGGCGGCAAACUUCCUGACGGGCAUCGAUCUACCGUACCUUCGUACCCUUCAUAUUGGCGGGGAGGCCUUUGACCCCAGCAUACUACCGCAUUUACCUCGUGGAUGUGAUGUGUAUAACGUGUUUGGCCCAACAGAAACCACGAUUUAUGCAACGCAUUAUAGAAUUCGCAAAGGAGAUGAACAUCGUCGCAAUAUCCCAAUUGGCUACCCCUUUGGGGGCUGUCGGCUAUACAUACUCAACCCAGAGACCUUAGAACAGGUUCCCGUCGGUGUGAUAGGAGAGAUUUGCAUAGGAGGACCUCAAGUCACAAGAGGCUACCAAGGUCAGCCGGAGCUGACGUCCCGGUCUUUUCUUAGUGAUCCUCAUGCUGCCGGCCAACGCUUAUACCGGAGUGGGGAUCUUGGACGGUUCUGUGGAGACGGAUCAAUAGAACACCAUGGCCGAAUUGAUAGCCAGAUCAAGCUGCGUGGUUUAAGAAUUGAGGUAUCUGAGAUAGAGUCAGUAUGCCUCGAGCAUGUGAUAGCCACCGCGUGUACGGUAAUUGUGCGAGAUCGAGAUGAGGGCCAGGGCCUCAUUGCCUUUAUCCAAGCCCGGAAGGACCACCAGACAAGCUCUUACUCACAGGACUGGAGGGAAACAGAGUCUAUACUGCAUCAUCACCUCGAAAGCCGCCUGCCGAGCUACAUGGUUCCCUCUCGAUUGAUUCCUAUCGAAGCCAUGCCCCUUACAACUAGCGGGAAGAUCGACCGACGACAACUUGCCGCUCGAGCAGAGGCGAUGGAUCUUGAAGGAAAACUAUUUACUAGCCAGCAUGCCAAUCAUGCUAUAAGUUGGGAGCAAGGUAGUAUUGAAGACAGAAUCGCUGACGCAUGGGUCCAGGUUCUUGGCGUCGACAAGGCAAAUAUCGCCCCCAAUGUCGCAUUUUCUCGUCUUGGGGGUGACUCAAUUCGCGCAAUUCAUCUGUUAUCGUUGCUGCGUAAGUCUGGGCUGAAGCUAUAUAUGACUGAUGUGAGCAACGCAUCCACAAUCUGUUCACAGGCACAGUGUGCGGUGUCCCACGCAAUUGUGGCCGAAAAGAUCGCCAACGACGCAACACAUAUUGAUACGCAUACCGAGCCGGUAGCACUAGGUCCCAUUGCUGUAAAGUACGCUAGCAUCCAACAAAAGUAUGCUGUCCAGCGAGGAGAACAGGUGAUAGAUCAUUUUAAUCAGUCUGUGCUGCUGGACGUGACCGGAGUCUCCCCAUUGCGGCUUCAACUUGCCUUACAGCGUCUUCGCAAUCAUCACCAUUCUUUACGCGCAAUAGUUCAUUGGAGCUUAGAUCUUCCCGUGGAGGAGUGGACAAUGAGGAUACUUCCUUGCUCAGACAUAAUGCCGCUAGUCCUGGAUAGCCCGCGGACACUUACACUAGAAGCCCUAAGAGAUCAAAUCCACCACCGCCUGACGGGACUAGAUAUCCGCCAGGGUAAGGUGAUGGACGCCAGCCUCUAUUGCCUGGAUGGUGACAACCGUAUGUUCCUGUUUUGGACCGUCCAUCAUUUCGUCAUUGACAUUGUCUCUUGGCAAAUUCUUCGUGAGGAUCUGAACAUCUUGAUACAGGCAAAGGAGAAAAUGGAAUCUAUCGCCUUGCAGCCCACAACAAUGAGCUUCCUCGCGUGGACGCGGGAAGGCCAGAUGAAGUACCAAGAUGGCUCGCUGACCAGAGACAGUACCACAGAAGAACCGGAAGGCUCACUGUCGUUAUUUGCUUCCGAUCAAUUGCCCCUCUGGGUUCGUCAGCCAGGGCUUGUUCCAAUUCCAGUGAGUCGAACCACAACAUUCGCUAGACUGGACUCAAGUAUCACGGAGUUACUUCUUGGCCUUGCAAACAACGUGUUCUCGACGGAACCUCUGGACCUGCUACUGGCAGGGCUAACAAUGACGAUAUCCAAGCACUUCGCAGGUGCCAUCAACCGCCUUCUAGUUGGAUUGGAAACACAUGGUCGACACACCGGAACUAACACCGCCGACCUCUCGCGAUCAGUAGGCUGGUUUACCGCAAUUCUACCUAUGAUACUUGACUGUGGGCGUGGGGUAUUGACUAUUGAGUCCGUGACUUGUCCAUAUGCCGUGCCUCUGUCACAUGCCGCAUUUGAGCUGUAUGUGCAUGGUGGGCAAGUCUUUAUUGAGGCCACAUGGCCGUCGGAUGGUACGAUCAAUGACGAGGAUAUCGCCGCACUCUUGGGUGAACAGAUUGAGGGAGCCAUCAACACGCUAAUAGAGCGGCAUGGGAUACUGCGCACGGUCUUUCAUAUCGACCCAGAAGUAGGGCCGCUAGCUCUAGUGUUGCGUGGUACUCACACUCUCGCCACAAAUGCGAUUGGGCAAGUAGAGGUAAGAAAUCAUUCCGAGUUGGAGGAGGUAGUCACAAGCCUGUUCUGCAACCCUGAGUAUGGAAAUCCAACGAAGCAAGCGUUCUACGUGCGAGUAGUGCGCACCGCUGAUGGGUCCGAGGCAAGGUUAAUCUGGCUCUUACACCAUGCCCUUAUUGACGCUUGGAGCCAAGAUCUUCUUUUCAAGGAGCUGACCCAGAUUCUUGUGGACGGUUGUUCGACCAAAUCGUUGAUUCCGCGGCCUUCAUUUGGCUCAUUUGCCCGCUUUGUGGCUUUCGAUACGCGUGAAAACCAUGAUCAUAGCCAGUUUUGGUCAGAGGCCUUGAAUGGAGUACAGCCUCUGUCUCUUCCUCUCUCGUUGAUGUCUUCAAGGCCCAUGGACGCCGAGGCGGUGGUCGUUGAGCAGGCCUGUAAUCUGCCAGUUCUAUCGCAAAAUUGCAUAUCACCUGCGGCACUGGUGUCACUGGCAUGGAGUCUUGUCCUUUCGGAGGUCCUUGACACCAAUGAUGUGACUCAUGGAAUGCUAUUCUCAGGGCGACAGGCUCCACUUGAUGGUGUGGCAGAUAUUAUCGGCCCCUGUAUCAGUACUGUGCCCAUCCGUACCCAACUGAGCCGACAUGGUAAGGUUAUAGACCUUCUGCAAUCGACGGAGGAUGCAAUUCGCUUGGCUGGCUUACACAGUACGAUUGGUCUUGAUGGUGUGGCUCGAGCGGCCGGCUUGGAGGCCCCGGCCUUGGUGAACACGCUUCUCAAUUUUUUGGUGUUCGAACGGACUGUUGACGAUGGCCUGCCACCCUCCAUUACUCUAUCAUGCUGGCAGCAGGGGGUAGAGGCCAAUGUUAUGGUCAUGCGUCUGGAGCGUCGACAUCCACUACAGGAGGGAAUUGCGCAGUGUCUGAUGGAGCGGAUGGCAUGGUACUGCCAUGCACUAUCUAACCAAACGAAUGACACACUGGACAAUGUCUUAUUGACCACUCCCAAGGAAGACGAACUGCUUACUCAAUGGAGUCAGACUGUCGACUCGCAGCCAUCUGACCCGCCUCCUUGCAUCCACGAUCUCAUCACGAGAUGGGCAGCAGAAGUCCCAGAAAAGGUGGCGAUUCAGGUUGCAGAGUCACAUUUCGUACCUACGCUUCUGGAUACACGGUCCGGAUAUACUCCGCCGCUGAUCCCAAUCUGCUGUGACCGGGGUGUUGAAAUGAUAAUCGCGAUUCUUGCCGUAUUGAAGGCUGGAGCAGCAUAUGUACCGCUCAAUAUCUCUGAUCCGGAGGGAAGACUAGAAGCUAUCUUGCGUCAGACUGAGUCAGCGAUAAUCAUUGGCGGCUUACUUGGUAAUGAUAGCCGUCACAAACUUCAAGCGGUUGCUGACCGCACGUCCACCUCGAUAUACACCAUUGAUGGCCUCUCUACAAUGCCCCCCUCCAAUUUCGCCCUUCCCAAAGCCCGUUCUGAGUCGCUUGCGUACGUUCUGUUUACCUCGGGGUCCACUGGGGAACCUAAGGGAGUCAUGAUCGAGCACCGCAAUCUUACAUCGUUCAUAACCACUCGGCACAAAGAGAUCAUUGGCCGGUGGACGAGUUGCCGUAUGCCAGUAGCUACAUAUACAUUUGAUGUCUCGAUGGCGGACCUGUUGACCGGUUUGGCUAUUGGUGCUCGCGUGGCAUUGGUGAAGAGUGAGAUAAUGUUGGCUUCCCUUCCACACUGGGCAGAGCAAAUGCUAGCUACUACUCUAUCCAUGACCCCAACACUGGCGUCCCUUCUCUCUAGACAGCUUCCACCACAUGUAGCUGUCUUGCUACUGGCAGGAGAAGUUUUCGACCCGAACAUCAUGAAGACACUUCCGCGUGAAUGCCGUGUUUGGAAUGGAUACGGCCCUACGGAAACAUUCUACUCGUCGUUUCACCUAGUGGAUGCACAGGAAACGUACACCCAGGUGCCCAUAGGAAGGCCGUUUGGUGGCAAUCAAAUCUAUAUUCUUCGACCAGGCCUUAAUGACCGUCAGCCUGUAGGGGCAAUUGGCGAGAUCUGCAUCGGCGGGGCCCAGGUUGCUCGGGGCUACCUGGGAUCAGAAGAUUUAACAAAGCGAUCAUUCACACGAAGCCCAUACAACAGCCGGGAGGUGCUAUACAGAACAGGGGACCUAGGGCGGUUCAUGGAUGGGGGUGUGAUCGAAUACCUGGGGCGGAUGGACGACCAAAUCAAAAUAAGAGGGCAGCGAGCUGAGCCUGCAGAGAUUGAGUCAGUGAUUCAUUCUGCUUCACCUCAUGUAGCCCAUGCAAUUGUUGAUCUUUACCACCUGAAGCGGGGAGGUCAGCUACCGCGCCUGAUUGCGUUCAUUUCAACGAAAGAUACAGUCUGCCCCAAUUUGUGCACGACAUUCGUCCCGGAGGAUGUAGAGCGCUAUUGUCGAAAUCAUCUGCCAGCUCAUAUGAUCCCAUCCACAUGGAUUCAUGUGCGCACAGUUCCCCUUACUACCAGUGGCAAGGCGGACAAGAGGAAGUUACGUUCGUGGAUGUGGAGGCUGGAAGAAGGGGAAUCAGUGCCUGAGGCAUCGAUCAUAGAAAUAUCUCCGUCGAAGCAAAUGAACUUCAAGCCACAUAGCGGUAUUUUGCGAGGCAUCGAAACCCCUACAGAGAUCACGUUGAAAGAAUCAUGUGCCAGACUAUUCAAGGUUGAUGAAGACAUGAUAUCAUUACACUUGUCUUUCAUGUCAUCCGGAGGCGACUCGCUGUCAGCGCUGCAGUUAAAUGCUAGGCUGAGAGAAAAGGGAUUCAAAUGUACGCCGCGGGACAUUGUAGAGUCUCAUAGUCUUGCUGAGCUAGCGAAGAGGCUAGAACCAUGUAGCGAGACUGCCACUCUGAUGCCCAUCGCAGACUGGACGCUAGAUCUUGACGAGAUGGCACGCCUCCCCGACAACGGCAUUGAGGACUGGAAGACGAUAGUGCAACGCGUUGGGGUCGAUCCUGAGCAGGUGCAAUGUCUCAUGCCGUGUACUCCAUUCCAAGAAGGUGUUCUUUCCAGCAGCGAUGAAAGUGGAAGCUCUGCAGGAUACUUGGCACAUAUGACGGUUGGACUGGGCAAAGAAAUUGACAUAGAAGCACUCCAAUAUGCUUGGCAGAAAACAGUCGACCACGAGGAAAUGUUGCGCACCAUGUUUAUCCGAGGUGAUAUGGUCGAUAUGCCAGGGCCUGGACAAGAAAGCUCACUUCUCCAAGUGAUCCUGUGUCCUGAAUCACCGCAAGUAUGUCGUGUUAAGACAUUGAAGAUCCUCAGCAUUCCUGCGACUCACACCACUGCGCUUCCAUCCUAUCCAUCUCUCCACGGAGAAGCUCAUUACAGCCAUAUUCCCGUUGCUGCCGUCGUUGCUCCGGAGAGCCAGAAAGCCAACGGGCAACAAUGCACGCUACUCAUAACAAUGCAUCAUGCGUUAUACGACGAAGCGUAUCUUUCCUUAUUGUUCAAGGACUUGUCCCAUAGAUACCGGUCAUUCGUAUACAAUCAAACAAUCCCUGAAGUUCAGGGGGGGCAACGCAUUCCGUUCUCCACCUAUGUGCGUUUCGUGCAAUCGAAGCUAGGCACAACGCCGUCCACAUCUACUGCGGCCAAAUUCUGGAAACACUAUCUGGCAGAUGCAAUUCCCAGUACAUGGCCUAUUUCACAAGGCAUGCAAAGCUCGAUCAUAUCAGUGACGACCCCAGAGACGGCGGUGCUAGAAUGGGCAGGCAACCUUCGAGCAGCCGCUUCCAAAAUCCAAGUUACCCCCGCCGCGAUCGUUCGUGCAGCAUUAGCACUAACUGUGGGUGAGCACACUAAUGUUACUGACGUGGUACUCGGGGAGGUUUCCAAAGGCAGACCUGAUAUUCGUGGCCACGGCGAUGCGACAGCAAGGUUCAUUAGAGGGCCAUGCGCAACCACUCAUCCAGUUCGCAUUCGAUUAGCUGACGAUGGGGGAUCCAAAAGAUAUACAAUGCUGCGGCUCUUGCGCGAGUCUUUUGCGUCAUACAUGGAAACACUCCCCCAUCAGUUUUACGGGCUUUCACACAUUCGCGAGCAGUCUUGCCGGGUAGACCUACUUCCGUUUCAAGUUCUUUUUAUCUAUCAGGAUGCCUUUCGCCAGAAGGAAGGAGUUGCUGGAGAUGGUGCCUUCCAAAUACAAGGGGGUAGCUUGGGGCAAAUGGGCUUCCCCAUCGUUGUUGAAUGUUCCUGUCUUCCUGGGGAUUCAGGGGUUGUCUUUCAUUGCACCUAUGCACCAGACGUGAUCGACAAACAGAGCAUUGGAUGGUUCCUAAAUCAUGUAUCUCAAUCAGUCGAUGCUCUCGUACAAGUGGACCCGACCGUGAGUGAUAAUAUGAGAUUGGCGAGAGUCCCUCUUAGCGCCCAGGAAACUAGACAACUAAAGCUAUGGAGCCGCUGUCAUAGAGUGGAGGACGAAAAUGCCGAUGAUAGUAUGUCCACAGGGCCAUUGUCCAUCACGCAUACCUUCGAUGAUAUCGCAGGGAAUAUCCACGAGAAAGUCGCUUUGCAAUCGGGACAAUAUGAAUAUGUUACUUACGGUGAGCUACAACAUCGCAGCAAAAUCCUGUCCACGGCGCUACAAAGCUAUUUAAUCUCAUUGGGCGACGUUGGUUCACAGCAGCCUAUUAUUCCAAUCUGCUUCGAACGCAGCACGGACAUGGUUGUUGCAAUCCUGGCGAUCCUUAGAGCAGGUGCUGCAUUUAUACCUCUUGAGUCCGGAUACCCAACCGAGAGACUUAUCAGCAUAGUGAGGACGUCCCGUGCUUCGCUCAUUAUUUGCGGGAAGGGAGACAAAGGCAGUGACACCCUGGCUGCGGUGUGCCAUGCAACAAGCACCAAUCUCGUCACCAUUGAUGAUCUCAAUUCCAGACCGGCGUCGUCGGGCCACGCAAAGAUCUCACAGCAUCGCAGGGACGACCCUCAGAUUGCCUAUGUGUUGUUUACUUCGGGCUCGACGGGUACCCCUAAAGGAGUGGUGAUCACCCAUCGCAAUUUACUUGCCUUCAUGCGAAAGAACAGCACGGAUGUCCAUGGACAGUGGUAUAACUCUCGUAUGCCCGUGGCUUCUUAUACGUUCGAUGUUUCGAUGGCAGAUAUUAUAACGACACUUUGUUGCGGCGGUAGGGUAGUUCUCGUUCCAGUACAGAAGCUACUCUCAUCACUAGGCCACUGGGUGGAGUCUUCAAUCACCUCUCAUAUAUCUCUCACUCCAACAAUCGCAAAUAUGCUAUGGGAGCCUGUCAAGAGUGCCCCGAUGGCAUUUCCGUUCCUCAGCGUAUUAUUGUUGGCUGGUGAAGUAUUCGAUGUCCAGCUUAUGAGCUAUGUCCCCGAGGAGUGCCGCGUCUGGAACGGAUACGGCCCAACUGAAACGUUCUACGUAACGUUUUAUCGUGUGCCGAGAGCACAUGCUAAGGAACAAUGCUCAGUAUCAAUUGGAUACCCCUUUGGUGAGAAUGAGAUUCACCUGCUAGGUUUCGAAUCUUACGAUCGUACACCAGUUGGCUGUAUCGGUGAGAUCUGUGUGGCGGGACCACAAGUCGCACAGGGAUAUCUUGGCCAGCCGGAGCUAACAAAGCAGCAUUUUAAACGCGAUGUGUUAAGCCAAGCAUCAGAGGGCUUCCUGUAUCGGACCGGUGAUAUGGGAAGGUUUCAUCCCGAUGGAAAGCUCGAGUACCUAGGUCGAUUCGAUCGUCAAAUCAAAAUACGCGGUCAACGUGUGGAGCUUGCAGAGAUUGAAAUGGUCAUAGCACAGCAUAAUUUGGUUGAUGGCUGUGCAGUGGUGGUAGUGAACACUCCCACUGGAGAUACCCUGGUUGGAUUCUGUGUGCAGGCUUCUGAUCAAAACCGUGCUAAUGGGUGGGACGUCAAUACUGCCGUGCAAGUCAAAGGAUGGAUUGCCGCCAGACUUCCCGCUCACAUGACGCCUUCCUAUUUGUUCCCAUUAGAGGAUGAGCUCCCUCGCGUCCCUAGCGGAAAAGUAGAUCGCCAGCUUUUAGCUCAAAGAGCGGCAGAACUAUUGGCAGACUCCGUGCUAUCCAGCCAGGGCCAGGACACCUACAUCGCACCCACGACCGAGAGAGAGAAAGUGAUCUGUGAGAUCUUCGAGGAGGCACUGGCCCAGCGUGUGAGUGUAUUAGACAAUUUUCUCCACCUUGGUGGCCAUUCCAUCCUCGCCAUCCGAGCGGUAUCCAAGAUCAAUCAUCGCCUCCAUGCCAACCUUACCUUCAAAGAUGUGUUUGACUUUGCGACCGCUCGGGAUUUGGCACGACGAGUCGCGUCGAUGGCUACCAACCACAGCAGCUACGCUUCAAUACCCAGACUCCCUCGGGAUAAAACGAUAGUCAGGCAGUCAUUCGCCCAGGGCCGACUCUGGUUCCUAGAUCAGUUGCAUCCUGGGUCGACUUGGUAUCUGAUGCCCUUUGGCCUUCGCAUCCAGGGAGAUCUCCAUCUCGAUGCUUUAGAAGCUGCCAUAUGUGCACUUGAGGAAAGACACGAAACACUGCGGACGACCUUCGAGCAUCGUGAUGGGGAAAAUGUCCAAGUGGUCCAUCCAUUCGUACAUCGUCGCUUGAAGGUUGUUGAGGUGCCGUCUGCAAUGGACGAAGACAGUCUGCGUCGGGCCUUAAAGGAGGAGCAAUCUACCCCGUUUAACCUCCAAAUAAAUCCAGGCUGGAGACGGCUAGUUCUGCGCCAGAGCAAGAGGUCACAUAUUCUAUCGAUUGUUAUCCAUCACAUUAUUUGUGAUGGUUGGUCCGUCGGGGUACUCUUAAAAGAACUGAGCAUAUUCUACUCUGCCGCACUCCAUGGUAGGCCCAUCGAUGCUCAGCUGCCACCGCUACCUAUACAAUACCGCGACUUCUCGACUUGGGAGGAUCAAGACAACCAACGGGCAGAGCAUGAUCGCCAGCUAAAGUAUUGGGUUGAAAAGCUGACAGGGGGUAAACCGGCUGAGUUCAUCGGUGAUAAGCGAAGGCCUCAAACACCAUCUAGGCAAGCAAUUUUCGAGGAAGUUCAUAUUGAUGGUGUGAUGUACGCCAAAUUACGGCAAUACUGUAAGCAACAUCAACUAACACCCUUCAUUGUUCUACUGGCUGUCUUCAGAGCAACCCAUUACCGGCUUACAAGAGAAGACGAUGCGACUAUCGGUACCCCAAUUGCCAACCGAGGCCGGGAAGAACUCCACGACUUAAUUGGACUUUUUGUCAACGUGCAGUGCAUCCGGCUCAAGGUCGAUGAUGGUCAUACCACGUUUGAAGACCUUGUGAAGCAGGCGAAGUCCACUGCUACUGAAGCCUUUUCGCACCAGGAUAUUCCUUUCGAUAAGAUCGUGUCUGCUCUGCAGCCCGACAGAGAAACAACUCAGAACCCCUUAGUCCGUACGGUGUUUGCCGUUCACCCGCAAACACAAGGGAAGGACGAGUUGGAGGGGCUUGUAACAGAGCAGGUCCUUCUGUCACGUACCACUCGGUUUGAUCUCGAAUUUCACCUGUUCCAAGAAGAGGAUGGUUUGAGUGGCCAGGUCGUGUUUGCUCAGGAUAUAUUCUUCCCUGAAACCGUCAGAGCGAUGAUCUCGGUAUUUUACGCGGUUCUUGAAUGUGGGUUGAACCAACCAAGCACAAGCAUUGCUUCGAUGGCCUUACUGAAUGACGUCUCGCGGUAUGACAUGGACGACCUUCUGAGCAUAAGUUGGACCGACUAUCCACGGGAUGCAACUGUAGUUGAUCUAUUUCGUCAGGAAGCACGAUCCCACCCGGACAGUAUUGCUAUCGUGCAUGGAGGAAAGGAAGUCACAUAUGGUGAUCUCGACCGUCAGUCGGAUAAUAUUGAGCGGUGGCUGCGCCGCCUCCAUCUUCACCAGGAGACGAUCGUCGGGGUGCUCGCAGCGCGAUCCGCGGAAGCAAUCACUCUCUUUUUAGGAAUCAUGAAGGCGGAUCUGGCGUAUCUACCAAUAGAUGCUUCCACUCCACAAAGCCGGAUUUGCAGUAUCCUAUCAUGUAUACAUGGAAGGAUAACUGUUAUUGUUGUGGAUGGAGCUCAAGUUAAGAUUCCAGAAGUCAAUAUGGCUCACGUUGAUUUUGUUGCUUUCUCCAGCAUCCUGGAGGAUCAGCUACAUGAAGUAUCAGGCAUUCAGAAGUCUGAAGGAGGGUCUUCCAUAUCUGCUACUGGUUUAGCAUGUGUCCUCUUCACGUCAGGAUCGACUGGGAGGCCCAAGGGAGUCAUGACUGAGCACCGUGCAAUUGUACGACUGGCCAAGGACUUUAAUUUCGUCAAAGCAGCAGGCAGGCCUCUAGCCCAUAUGGCCAGUCUAUCCUUUGAUGUGUCUACCUGGGAAGUGUUUAUGCCUCUGCUCAGUGGUGGUGUGGUGGUUUGUAUUGAUGCGAUGACAGUACUGGACUACAAGGCCCUGAGCGAUGUAUAUGUUCGCCACCACGUGCGGGCGGCCAUGUUCACCCCUGCAUUAUUCAAACAGUGUCUGCAAGAUACCCCUUCCAUUGUGAAAAGCUUAGAUCUAUUAAUUCUUGGCGGAGAUUGUCUUGAUCCUGAAGAUGUCUUCCAGGCAAAGAAACUGACACAGGGCAUCAUCUUAAAUGGGUACGGCCCCACGGAAAACACAGGGGCAAGCACUAUGUACCCGAUUCCAGAUGAGGACCAAUGUGUAAAUGGUGUCCCUAUCGGGAAGCCAAUAGGUAACUCUGGGGCAUAUGUUAUGGAUGAUUCACUCAAUAUCGUCCCCAAAGGUGUGAUUGGGGAGCUUGUUGUCAUCGGGGAUGGGCUAGCAAGAGGAUAUACAGAUGCCGAGAAGAAUGAAGGUCGCUUUGUACACGUGGUCAUUGGUCAGGAAUCAGUCCGGGCAUAUCGGACCGGGGAUUAUGCUCGAUGGAGACCACUUGAUGGGCAGUUGGAGUAUUUUGGCCGUCGGGACAACCAGGUCAAAAUUCGUGGCCAUCGGGUGGAACUGGGAGAGAUUGAACACGCAUUUCUCUCCCACAGUGCAGUACGCAGCGCUGCGGUCGUUAUGAACAGCGUAGGAGCGGAGGCUGAUCUCGCAGCCUUCGUAACAUUGCAUCCGCUUCACGAUGAUGUGGCAGAGACGGAGAGAGUGGAUGCAUGGAAGACUGCAUUUGAUACAACGGCGUAUGACAGCUUCAAACAUCAACCCAACCGGCUGGGACGAGAUUUUAUUGGAUGGCUCUCUAUGUACGAUGGGUGCAAUAUUGACCUUACAGAGAUGGACGAAUGGCUAGAUGAUACCAUUCAAACCUUGUUGAAUGGGCAAGACCCCGGAAAGGUCUUGGAACUUGGCACGGGCACUGGAAUGAUCCUCUUCAACAUUACGAAAGGGCUGGAAGAGUACGUUGGUAUUGAGCUGGUGCCACAGCUCGCUUGUAUGGUGGAGAAAGUGGCCAACACCGAUGAGAGAUUGGCAGGGAGAGUGAAGGUCCAUCCAGGCGUGGCUGACCGUAUCGAGGAUUUCAUCUCUGAGUUCAUCCCCGACCUGGUCAUUGUAAAUUCCGUCGCGCAAUACUUUCCAAGCGCAGCCUAUCUCUCAGGGAUUAUUCACAAACUUAUUCGGUUGCAGGGUGUGAAGACAUUAUUCUUUGGUGACAUCCGGUCUUACCCUCUAUAUGACGAGUUUCUAGUGUCAAAGGCCUUGCACAACGCUGGCGCAAAAGCCACACAGGAUCAGGUGCGGAAAUGUAUCAUAGAAUCCAAAGCAGCCGAGACCGAGUUGCUUGUGGAUCCUGCAUUCUUCACUUCCUUGACCAGUCAAUUCCCGGAUCGAGUAGAACACGUUGAGAUCCUCCCGAAGCUGAUGAGUGCCACAAACGAACUCAGCUGCUAUCGCUACUCUGCCAUCGUUCACAUUAAACAUGCUACAGCACCGCCGCGUACAACCCACCGGGUUGAGAGGAGCGAGUGGAUUGAUUAUACUUCGCGGUCUCUCAAUUCCCGAAGCUUGUUGGAGUACCUAAAACAUCAGCAUAACAACCGCAUGGUAGGGGUGGAAAAUAUAGCAAAUCGCAGGACGAUCCUCGAACGGUAUAUAGUGAAUGACCUCAAAGAAGGCAUACUGUCGCAGUCAAAGGAUACUCGGACUCACUGGCAGGUCCGUCACCGAAACCGAGCAGCACAAAGUUCAGCCUUAUUACCAGGAGAUCUCAUCGCCAUAGCCAACCAGGCAGGAUUCCAGGUAGAGAUUAGCUGGGCUCGACAAAGCUCACAGCGUGGGGCAUUUGAUGCAAUCUUCCAUCGACUGGGACCAAAUUGUGGACAACAGAGAGUAUUGUUUGAUUUCCCUACCGAUCAUCAGUGUCGAGACGUCGGCUCCUUUACAAACAAUCCAGUCAAAGGUGAACAAGACCAACAGUCAAUAUAUAAGCUCAAAGAGUCGUUGCGCGCCCAGCUCCCAGCCUACAUGAUUCCACGAACCAUUACAAUUCUCGAUCAGCUCCCACUGACAGACCGUGGCAAGAUCGACCGCCAAGCCCUUCGCCAGAGAGUCAUAGACCAAGAACCGGUGGCUAAUGAAUCGCAGUCAAGUGCAAGGACGACAAUGGUGGAAUAUGGCAGUGACACGGAGCGAGCCAUUUGCGGUGUAUUCGCUGAGGUAUUGGGCUUGCAAUCGGUUGACAGAGAAAGCAGCUUCUUUAGCCUGGGGGGUCAUUCUCUGUUGGCUCCACGCCUGGUAUCCCGACUAUCGAGACGCCUGGAUUGUACUGUGACUGUUAGGGACCUCUUCGACUGCCCAACACCUGCCAGGUUGGCCGCCCAGUUAUUAUCUAACCAAUCAGAUAGUAGCGUGGAAGACAACCCUGCUAUUGACCAUGUGGCAAAACACUCUACGUUGGACACGGUGGAGUAUCACGAUGCUCUUCAAGACUGGGGUGUUCAGUCAAGUGAUGUGAGCCACUUGAUGCCUUGCACUCCGUUCCAAGAGGGGGUUUUGUCCAACUCCCUAGCUGUACCAGGAGAAUCCGGCUAUCUGACCGUCGUACGGCUAGGGCUGCAGUCGCAACUUGAUGUGAAAGCAAUACAGUACGCAUGGCAGAAAGUGGUCGAACGCGAAGAGACACUCCGCACCGCUUUCAUUCCGGUUGCUGGGGAUCUCUCUUCAUUUGGCAUUACAUCCAGCACGUUUUGGCAAUGCAUUUUCCAAAUUAACUCCCGCGAGGUUCAGCGGCUUUUCUCUAUUGAGGAGCGAAACAGCGAAAUUGACCACUCUGUUUUGGGCUUUGGCCAUAUCCCAGUCUCGUUGGCAUUGGUAAGCAUCCCGAGCGUGUGCAAAGAACGCGAGACUGGCUCAACUGAACUUGAAUUCACCAUACACCACGCUCUAUAUGAUGAGGCAUAUUUCCGAUGGAUUAUUCAGGAGCUCUCCGCGGAGUAUCAUAAAGCUCGGCUCGAGAAAGACCACGUCCCCCAAGGGGCUGCCGACGCAUCGGUGAACAGGAUCCCCUUUAGCUUAUUUGUUUCUCAACUGCAAGCGAUGACAAAAGAGAAUGUAACCUCAUUCUGGAAAGGAUAUCUAAACGGGGCCCCUGCCGCGUGCUGGCCUGUUGCGAGAGGAUUGGAAAGUGGUCGAAUAACAGACAUAGCCGAGUUCUCGAGUCGGUCCUUGACAUGGAAGGGGAACAUGCAUGAUUUAGCUGGAGCAAGAGAAGUCACUCCUGCCGCAAUCUCUAGGGCUGCAGUAGCUCUAGUCGUAGCAGAGCAUAGUGGCAUUGAAGAUAUUGUUCUUGGAGAGGUAUCUAGUGGACGAUCUAUCGCUGAUGGCGCUGCUGGGUUCGUAGCCGGACCUUGUAUCUCAACACACCCCAUCAGGAUACGCAUGCAAAAGACGGAAGGAUUGGAAAGCAGCCACCAGAGGCUGUCGUUUGACCAGUUGGUGAAACACUCCAUGAAUUCCUAUUUGGAGACGGUACCCUACCACCAGCUAGGUUUACCCGGUAUCCGACGACAGUCAGAUGCCCCGGAUCUUCUGCCGUUUCAGGUGUUGUUUGUUUAUCAGCAGGCACUUAAUUUUGAAAUGGACUCUCGAGGAGACACUUCACAUAACUUCAAGGUCCAAGGGGGGCAUCUCGGUCGGUUUGAAUUUCCUGUCGUGCUACAAGCAUCAUGCCAUCCAGUCACGGGCCACCUGAGCCUCCAGUGCAUGUUUGAUCCAACAGUUCUAAUUCCAGAGGAUAUUGAAUGGUUCCUGAAACACAUAUCACAGGUUCUAAGCUCUAUAGGUGACAGUCCUUCUCAGCUCAAGGCCAGGUUACCUGUCUGUGACGCUGAAGAGGCAGCGCUAACAAAGCUUGCCUGCGAGAAAAACCAAGCCCCAGAGCUACCACUGGGUACUGCAAGCGAGUCUGUGUGCGCUCAUAAUCUGAUAACGCGACGAGCCAUGGAGAAUCCUUGCAAGAUAGCUGUGCAGUAUGAAACCUCCCAGUUCAUGACGUACGGAGAGCUUGACAGCGAGAGCACCAAGUUAUCAAUCAUGAUCCGUGCUUUUUUCAAUCUAGCGCAUUUAGAGAGUGAUGAACAACCCUUAGUUCCAAUUUCAUUCGACAAAGGGCUUGACAUGGUAGUGACUAUGCUGGCAGUUCUAAAAGCUGGAGCUGCCUAUAUCCCACUUGAUAUUUCUCAUUCAGAACAACGUUUGAGGAUGAUCUGUCAAUCCGCGCAGGCCAAGCUCAUCCUUUGGGACGGUCAAAAAGGAUCUGACAAGCUACAUGCCAUUGGGCACUCGUCAGGCGCCACCGUUUUCACCCCUAACGAACUUUCUGGCGCAGCGGACGCUUGGGGAAGCAACCCCCGAUCCGGAAGAAAGCCAACCUCCUCCUCUCUAGCCUAUGUUAUCUACACUUCUGGUUCCACGGGCGUGCCUAAAGGCGUGAUGGUCAGUCACGCAAAUUUGGUAUCCUUUAUGAAAUCCGCAACAAGUGAGACAUAUAUGUCCUGGACCGUGAAUAGGCUGCAGAUCGCUUCAUAUACAUUCGAUAUGUCAGUCAGCGAUAUCUUCCCCGUACUUGCUGCAGGGGGGCGCGUGUUACUGGCCCGACAACAGUCCCUCUGGAGUGAUCUCGCUGGGUGGGUGGAUGCCCUUGCGGUAAAUCAACUUAUGACAACACCCACGGUGGCCGAUAUGAUGCUUUCCAGUGCAUCGACCGACGGGUUCCUGUUAGCGCACUUGCGUGAGGUGAUAGUGGCAGGUGAAGCCGUCAAGAGUGAUAUCCUGGAUAAAGCACCAACGGAGAUGAUAUUCUGGAUACAGUACGGCCCUACUGAAACGACCGUUGUUGUGACUGGAUGUAUGCUUCGAUCACCCACGUACGACCAACCUGUUCCGCAUUCCCAAAUUACCACGAUCGGAUUUCCUCUGCCUGGCUGUCGUGUCUACAUCCUACAGCCAGGUACGUCUAGACGAGUCCCUAUUGGAGUACCGGGUGAAUUAUGCAUCAGUGGACCACAGGUGACGGUGGGAUACCGGGGUGACGGCGACCCUUCUGAAAGCUCAUUUGUCCCAGACCCCUUCUGGGCCGGGCAGACGAUGUACAGAUCCCGCGAUAUUGCCAAGCUCCAUGGCGAUGGUAUGAUUGAGUGGGUUGGGCGGAUGGAUUCUCAGAUCAAACUACGAGGCCUACGUAUUGACUUGGGCGAGAUUGAGUCCGCAGCCAGGCAGCUCAACGGUGUCCAGUCGUGUGCCGUCAUCAAGCUGGACCUGGAAGACAAGGAAACUUUGCUUGCAUUCAUCGAGGUAUCAGACUCUCAGCAAACACACAUUACCCCUGGCACCAUCCAGCAACAUAUCGCACAAUAUGUCCCGGCCUACAUGGUCCCAGCGCACGUUCAGCUCCUCGACACAUCACUUCCUCGCACAGCCUCUGAUAAGCUGGAUCGAAAGGCAAUACAUGCACUAGCGCAAAGGCUUGUGGAUAACGGAGGUUUACUGUCCUUCUGCGCCAGCCAGAUACCACCGGCUGAUCUUCGCCCAUCCCCAGGUUCUCUGGAGGCAACACUUGCGUCGUAUUGGGCUACUAUAGUAGGUGUCGACCAGGAAGUCAUUAGUCUGGAAACACCUUUCUCCCACUUAGGGGGAGAUUCUGUGCGCGCCAUCAGUCUACUCGCGUUACUGCGACGUAACAACUUCCAACUCAAUUUGACCGAUUUGGGUUCCUUUUCGACCAUUCGAUCCCAAGCAUCCAGAAUCCUCUGUAACGUGCAACCGCAAAAGCUCCCUGCUUAUAUGCACCUCACCAGACGCAGCACCAGUCGAGCGACGAUGGUUUUGGUCCACCCCUUCUUUGGUCAGUCUAGUGUGUUUGACUAUGUGGUGCCGGCUCUAAGCAAGCAAUAUGAUAUUGUGCAAGUCUCUGAUCCUUUCUUUGGAAAGCCUGAUGGCCCUGCAUCCCUGCGCGACUGGGCCACACAUUAUUUGGAAGCGCUUCACGCUCACCUAGAAGAUGACCGACCCAUCGUCUUGGUUGGGUACUCUUUUGGCGGCCUGCUGGUACUGGAAAUGGCUCGAUUAUUGGAGAUAACAAAUAAAAAAUCACCCUUCUCUACAGUGAUCGUUGACACGCGCUGUUAUAAUCCGGAUGAGCCGUUUUUCAAGGACGAGGAAGAGAGACAAACAGCUGUUGAUGAUGCCGUUCGCCUAUUUGGCCCCGGCCAAAUAGGGAUGAUCGAGGAACAUUUUCAGAAGCAUGCCAAUAUAUGGGAGAAUUCCGCAUGCCCAGACAACUACCUCGGCCGUUCACUAUAUUUAGCCACUCCAGAGGCCGCUGAGUCGGGCAUUGUAGAUUGGUGGCGAAAUCAGUGUCCGCACAUUGAGGUUCAGCAAGUGGAAUGCUCGCACGCAGACAUUUUCGAGCCUGCGAUGACUGGACGCGUCAGUGCAUUGAUAAAUGAGCAUUGUGACCUAGAUUUCACGCGCAGUGAGCCUUAG
Aspergillus nomiae NRRL 13137 is the source of this 22755-nucleotide messenger RNA. RefSeq lists its product as uncharacterized. The coding region runs from base 1 to 22755 and encodes 7584 amino acids. The record is from RefSeq and is a predicted model, not a curated record. Lineage: Eukaryota; Fungi; Ascomycota; Eurotiomycetes; Eurotiales; Aspergillaceae. The transcript has 5 exons. Gene Ontology annotation, cellular component: cytoplasm. Gene Ontology annotation, molecular function: phosphopantetheine binding; catalytic activity. Gene Ontology annotation, biological process: secondary metabolite biosynthetic process; amino acid activation for nonribosomal peptide biosynthetic process.